CAUUUUCGUGAUCAAUAAUCGGACAUACAACUUCAAACGUCAUUAUGCACUAAUUGCUUGAAAAAGUUCAGGCUCGAGCUAUUUUAUUGCUCCGGAUUUUUGUAUCGGGUAUUUCACACGAGAUUGCACAUGCAAUACACGGACUGGCAUUAAAAUUUUUAAGAUGGCGUCUUCCUUAUUAUUGCUUUGCGCGAAACAACACAACGGGGUUAGUCGUUACGUUUAAUGCGAUAAUAUCGUGCGUGUCAUUCGCGCUCAGAAAUAUCGCGUGUUAAUUGUGACACAUGGAGAGAACAAUGUCGGACCAGGCGGCUUCGCAAACGGAAACUGUCUCCGAAGCGGACGUCGCUGAUUCCGGGUCGCAGGAUGUACCUACUGUACGAUUACGUCUACGAAAGCCGAAAUCAAAUAAGAAGGUUCAAUGGACUCAGGGAACUGUUGACAAUGAACAUUUGAAUAAGAAGAAAUCAAAAUGUUGUUGUAUUUAUGAAAAAACAAAAACUUUUGGUGAAAGUAGUUCUGAGGAUAGUGAUGAUGAAUGUGAACAUUGUCAUGGACAUAAAGAUGCUCACAAGAAAGUCUUACCCAAAGCUGCAGAUAAUAAUCAAACAGGAAUGCCGUCACAUCCUGAACCGAUUGCAACAGGUUCAACAUAAAUAUAUGCUUAUUGACAAUUUUUCGUCCUAAAUGAGAAAUAAAUCUCUUUAUGCUAUUUCUUGCAUCUCAGUGUCAUGCAAAAGAGAUAUGGUGAAUUGUAGGUAGGUAAUUAUAAACACACAAUAUAAUUUAAAAAAAAUUGAAAUGUACGAUAUCAAUUGAAGUGUUGCAUAUAUCUUUUUAGAUAUGCAAACUCUUUAAGUAUGAUUCUGCACUAGUACAUACAGCGUUUGUAUUACAAUGCUUCAGCGAUGUCGCACGGAACAUUACAAAAUAUCCAGUCUGUUAAUUAUAUAGAUCAUGAGUAUAGUAAAUAAUUGAAUAUAAAUAUAGUUAAAAUAAUGUAAUUAAUAUCAUUAUCAAAUUCUCUGAGAAGUAACAAUCGCUACAUUCCUUAAUUUAUAUCUAAAUCGAUGUUAUUUUUCUCGCAUGUACUAUUUGUUAAUUAAUUGAUAUAUAAUGUGCUAUAAGUAAAUAUAUAUUAUAUGUUAACUUA
Molecule: messenger RNA, 1153 nt
Organism: Odontomachus brunneus
Lineage: Eukaryota; Metazoa; Arthropoda; Insecta; Hymenoptera; Formicidae
Product: E3 ubiquitin-protein ligase PPP1R11-like
Exons: 4
Coding region: 285-656 (123 amino acids)
Cellular component (GO): nucleus
Molecular function (GO): protein serine/threonine phosphatase inhibitor activity; protein phosphatase 1 binding
Source: RefSeq, a predicted model, not a curated record